Molecule: messenger RNA, 4923 nt
Organism: Aplysia californica (California sea hare)
Lineage: Eukaryota; Metazoa; Mollusca; Gastropoda; Aplysiida; Aplysiidae
Product: RNA-binding protein 24-A
Cellular component (GO): cytosol
Molecular function (GO): RNA binding
Source: RefSeq, a predicted model, not a curated record
GUGUGUUGCCGUAUGCGAUAAAGUCUAUUCCCGGACUUAUUCCUGGCCAGUACGGGUAGGCACGCCCACCCAGUACGCCCUGGACUACGCCUCCGCCUACUCGGCCGCCACCGCCGCGCAGUUCGCCGCCAGCGGCUACGAGGCGUACAGCCCGUACACCACGGCCGGGACCACGGCGGCUGCCGCCGGCUAUGGCGCAGUUGCGGGCGUGCCCGCCGGAUACACGUACGCCAUGCCCCAGCAGCUCGCCGCCAGCACCACGCACUUCGCGCAGUUCCAACCGCAGCAGAUCCAGGAGCGGUUACAGUGAUGCGGCGCUUCCAGGGGGCGGGGCUUAAUGGAGAAGGAGGAGGAGCGGGCGAGACAGUCAGGAGUGGUUAUAGUGAUGCGGCACGUCAGGGAGGUGGGGCUUAAUGAAGAAGGGGGAGGAGCGGACGAGACAGGAUCCUGAGUCAGGAGUGGUUACAGUGUCAGGGGGGUGUGUGGCUUUAGAAGAGCAGGAGGAGGAGGAGGAAGGGGUGGUAGGCUAUGAGGAUGAUGAUGAAGAUGAGAGGGAGAAUCAGGAUGAAGAGGAGAGUGAGGACGAAAGGAAGAAGAAGAAGAAGAAGAAGAAAAGAAUUAGAACAAGGAUGAGGCUAAGGUAGACGGGGCGAUGCCGCCACACUGGACGAUUGGUUGAAAGAAUCAGAAGAUGGACAGAUUGCCGGACACGCCCACUCCUAGGGAUCACGUGGUUAUGAUGAUUGAGUGACUGAGAAGGAUGAUUUUCUUCCGUAUUUUUUUUUCUUUUUUGUGGGGGGAGGGGUUUUGGGAGUCAUGACCGCUGGGAUCAUCUGGCUCAUGACGUCACAAAAAAGAUACCUGAUGCUUCAUGGUACAUCUUUCACUUUCUUCAGUUUCGUUUCCUUUGUUUUUGAAAAUAAAAUUGUUUAUUAAAAAUGUACAAUUCUAUCCCUUGUCCUUUGAGAGAUCAAGGAUACUUAGUGACAUUAUUUUACCAUUUCCCUUUAUAAUAUGAGUCAUCGACACAUUUUAAUUCUACCAUGUCCCUUUAUAUGAGUCAUUAAAACUAUGCCUACCCCCCUUCGCCCUAUGAUAUUGGGGGGAAACCCAUGUACUAUGAAUGCCUAUAAUAUCUCACGAAUUUCAUUUUUCAUAAAUGUUUCAUGUAAUAUAAUAUUAUUACUAUUGUCGUUAUCAUAAUUAUAAUUAUAAUUAUUAUUAUUAUCAUUGUUAUAAGCAAUGCCUUUGAUGAAUUUGUUCUUCUGACUUGGUAAUGGUAAUGAUGCUAAUGGUCUCCCCGAAGACCAUGAUAACAAUGACGAUGAUGAUGAUGAUGAUGAUGAUGACAAUGAUGAUGAUGGUGAUGCAUGCCAAUUUUUCAUGUGCUGUACUUACUGAUGGCAAAAAAAAAAACAAGUAAUUAAAAACAAAACACUCAGCGGAUAAUUUAAGUAAAACAAAACAGUACGACUAUUAAACCUUAGUACAAUCUGUGCCACAGGGCUGAGCACUCAGCCAGCGGCGUUAUUUAUUUUUUUCCAUAUAGUGAUCAUUGUUUAUCUGUGAUUAGGUGUUUGUUUUUUAAAGUCUAAUUUAUUGGUCCGAGUAUGCUAUUUAUUGGAGGUUAUUAAUUUGUAUUCCGUGCGCGUUCUAUGAUGUGGUAUAUGGACGUCUGUUUGGACGACUGCCCUAUGCAGCUCAAUACAAGACGUGUGCCUGAACGGACGAGUGUGUCUGUUUGUGGGUGUCAGUGUGUGUGUGUGUGUGUGUGUGUGUGUGUCUGUUCAUAUAUGUGUGCGGUGUGUACAUUGUUUGUGAACUUGAAUCUUGUUCGUGUGGGAAUGUGUGCUAGAUUCAGAUCGUGGUUUAUGGUGGACAGGUUGUGUUGUCUAAGUGAGGGAUAGUGCAGACAACUAUUUUGUGAGCAAGGGUAGUUGUUGUAAACUGAGAGUUUGUGGGCACGUGAGCAAAGUGAAGGGAGCCUAAACACGUACGUUUUUGAGAGGCGAAACUUACACAUGGAAGAGAAUGAGAUGGCGGUGGAUAAUAUUUAUAUAUAUAUAUAUACAUUUUUGGAAAAUAUAGGAAAUACAAAGAGGUACUGAAGAGUGAGAGAGAUUUUUUUUUUUUAAGAAAGAGAAUAUGUGUGUUUAUAUGAGUGUGUGUGUGGAUGUGGAUGCGUAUGUCCAUGAGAGAGAAAGAUAGAGAGAAAAUGGAUGACAGAUAAUGGAUGACAGAACGUCAGCUAGAGAAUGAGAUGGAUUCACAGCGAGAGGCAGGGGCGAAAAUGGAUAAGAGAAAGUUCAAAAGCUAGAGAGAAUCUGUGGAAAAAAAAACAACUAUAGAAAAUGCAUACAUUGUAUUCGGUGUGUGAGUUGUGUGAUUGUUGGUGUCCGUCCGUUUCAGUGCAGUUUUACUUUCAGCCUCAGAGAUCCCCCACCGCCCAAGUCCCACCUCAUGCCUUUCACACACUCUGGUGACGGGUGACCUACUUUUGUGCCCAGAGAACAAAGAGAUUUACUUAUUUAUAUCUUUUGCUUCAUCAAAUUGCUAACAAAAUUCAACACGACAGUGUUUGGGCGAGAGGCGCACGCGAUUUGUUCUUCUGCUGUAGUGGUCUGUCAGUUAUUUGUGUUUUUGUUCUUUUGUUGCUGCGAGUGGGAUGGUCUUUCAUGCCACAGGAAUAUUAUUGACAGUUACUGUUAUAAUCAGAAUUGGGGUUCCAGAAAACUGGCCAUUCAAAACUACGAGAAUAUCGGUUUCUGGUUACUCGGUGUCAUCGCUGUUUUGGUUCCUUCUAUAAAUUUUUCGUUUUGAAAGCUUUGCCUUUAAGGAAUUUCUUUAAAAAGAAAAAAAUGAUGUGUAAAAUGGAAACAAUGCUUAAAUCAAGAGAGAAUUAAGGUAAAGGAAUUUUGCUGGAAGGUGUUCAUCGCAAACACUGACCGUGAAUCAAAGGAGAAAAGACGAAGUUCUAAAAAUGUGUAGGAUGAUUCUUCAUAGAAAGCUCAGAGUUCAACCCUUUGUUGCCGAAAUGGUUUCUGAUAAUGUGUCCAAAACAGAAUGCAAUACUGAAGAAUGUCCUGUCUGUUUUAGAACGAAUCCCACAAGUCAUUUCACAUACAGUUCUAGCUGCAAUUCGUUUUUCUUUAUACAGUGCCAAUCCAUCCAUGAACUUGUAUCCAACAAUAACCGCCUUACGAAGUUCUGAAUAUUACGUGAACUUUGUUUUACAGAAUUGCCUUGUACUCAUGCAUUCACUUGUUCGCCUUUGUAUUCAAUUUACACAAUCAUAUCAUAGUAUUUCUGACUUCUUUCGAGGGUACGAAACCGUCCAUUACGUCAAGUAUUUUUUUGUUUCUUAUGUCUUAUAAUCCCCCCCCCCCCAACCCGUAAAUCUACAGCCGUGAAGAGGGGCCUUACUACUGUUUUCUUUUCUACACGAUAGCGUCUUUGAUCGGUUCCUUGUUGUACGCCGAGCUAGAACACCAUCCUCAGGUAUUUGAGUCGUGAUAACACAGCGCAACUGUAGUGUUCCAUGUUUUUCAUAAACUCCAUGUCUCCAGCAAGGAAAUCACUGGAUACUGGAUGUUUUGCAUUGAAUCCAUAUCUAAAUUAAACCACACAAAUUAUUGGAAGCCUCUAAGGCUUUUACAAAACUGACCAAACAGGCCAUGGGUUUGCGUAGCAUUUCUGAGAAUGAGAUAAUGAUCAUGUUCUGUUUGCAAACCAAAACGGCUUCCAUUGUUUUUAAAAACAUGGAUUAAUCAUUUUUCCCGUUUUUUGGAGGCAUCAUGUUCCUUUCCAGAGUUUUAAAGUGGGUAGAGACAAUAGAAUCGCAUCUUUCUAGGUGUAUGUACUGCUGUCCAAGUGAAAAUGCAAAUCUUUGGUCGUCCUCCGAAUCUACUUCUUGAACUCGGAGAACGAUGCUUUUCAAUUGUAGCUUGUCUUUUGUUUCAGAAAUUUAUGUUCUUUUUAUAUGAUUCGUCAAAACGCUUAUAACGUUUCCCUUUCAUGCUCUGUCGGAGGAAAUCCUGCCUCGCUUUUUGUACAAAAUAUCAAGUAAUAUAUUUAUAAUGUUAUACAUAUAUUACAAUCACGUAAUCAUCAUUGAUCGUCUCAAUUGAAAAUGUAUGUCCAUGUAACCGCCUAUUCCCUGAAAAAGACAAAAAAAUCGAAUAACCUUUACAGUUCCCGUUGUGAUGUAUUGUUCAUUCUCUUCUAUUGUAGGAUACCAUGAUAUCAUCUUAAUAAUAAAGCUGAAUUUAGUAGAAAAUGUUUGAUAGUGGGGAUAUUUCACGAAUGAGACUUUUCCAUGACAAAAAUUGUAAGUAUGGUAAUAUUAUAAUGUAUGCAGGGCACACUCUGCAAGUAAAAGACAAAAAUGAGCAUUAGGAUUAGAUGGGUUGGGGGGGGGGGUCAAAAAUGUACAAACACCUCCUUUUCAGUUUUGAUUAUAAUUAUAUUAGUGCUUUCGUUUUUCUGAAAGGUCGUCAAGGUCAACCAGUAAGAUGUAAAGAUAAGACUCUUGGAUCAGACAUGGACAUCCAAGCUAUGUGUUCCUUGUUCUGAAACUGUGGGGAAAACCAAGCCCGAAAUUUUUGUUCCAAUUUCCUUAUACUUUUACUAUAAUAUUUAACAGCAUUAGUCCAUCUCGUGUAUUCUUUGUCUGAAAUACUCAGAGGAAGAGAGUGAGAGGCUCGUGAAUGUUGACGUUUAUCGUAUGGUUCGUCUUUGUUCACACACACACACACAAGCACACACACACACACACACAUACAAACACACAAACACACACACACAGCACUCACAACACAUACAAACACACACACACUCACACACUUACUCACUUACACACAUACACACCUGAACUUUCACCCACCAUGUAAUGAUGUUAAAUAAAAAUGCUUCUUCAUUUAUUUA